This is a messenger RNA of Diaporthe citri, 426 nucleotides long. RefSeq lists its product as uncharacterized. The transcript is spliced from 3 exons. Lineage: Eukaryota; Fungi; Ascomycota; Sordariomycetes; Diaporthales; Diaporthaceae. Bases 1 to 426 code for a protein of 141 amino acids. The record is from RefSeq and is a predicted model, not a curated record.
AUGGGUAUAAACUCAGACAUGCCUAGCUCCAAUGGCUCCAACCAGCCUGAUAAGAUAGACGUCGAGGCACUUUCCAAUAAGUACCUGGAAGAGAAAGAGAGACGACAGCGGCAGCAGGCUUUAGAGGAUGGUCAGCAAGUGCAGGUCAUCAUUCUUGGUGCCGGUUUUGGCGGCAUUCUCUUUGCCGCUCGUCUCGUUGAGGCAGGUAUAAAACCUGAGGAUAUACGAAUCGUCGAUGUUGCCGGAGGCUUCGGCGGCACUUGGUACUGGAAUCGGUAUCCUGGAGUCAUGUGCGACACUGAGGCUUCAGUCUACUUGCCUCUGCUGGAGGAGACAGGCUACAUUCCGACGCACAAAUACUCGUAUGGGGAAGAUAUCAGAGGCCACUGCGAGCGAAUAGCGAAAACAUUAUGGCUUCGCGGAUAA